AGCAGGGAUGAUUCCAUUUUGUUAUUUAGUCGUUCCUCGCCCACUUCUUGAACGUUCUGCAUUCCGGGUCUGGUUCAGAUUCUCUUCGAGGUCUUGAGGCAUUGAAAGUUGCGGCAUUCCCUGACAGCUUCGUAGUGCGGGCAGUAGUAGGCCUUACGAGGCAGGGUGGGGCUGGGGUCGGGGAAUUUAGCUGGGAUGGGAAUUUCUGCAUUCACCUUCAUGUCGGCCGACCGUGGCUUGAGUCCACGAGCCUGAUUUCAGCUCUCCUCACAACCGCCUGGGAUUCUGAAACCCCGCCACGUCUCGGGACCUUUCUUGACGUGUUCUCUUGCUCCUGUGUAGAGCGAUGGCAUCCAUGGCGCUGCAACUCUCGCUCGCGGCGAUCCUUCUGCUGCUCAGCAAGGUGUCCACGGUCGAGGCCGUGGCCGCCUGGGCCGUCACAGACUGGGGUGACGCCCACGCCACAUUCUAUGGCGGACAGGACGCUUCCGGCACCAUGGGUGGUGCUUGCGGGUAUGGCAAUCUCUACUCCGUCGGGUACGGAGUGUCGACCGCCGCGUUGAGCUAUGCGAUGUUCAACAAAGGUCUGACCUGCGGAGCUUGCUACGAACUCGUGUGCAAGCUGGAAGGCAGCAAGUACUGCUACCCCGGCAAGAGCAUCACCAUCACUGCCACCAAUUCGUGCCCACCCGGCUCUGAGGGAGGAUGGUGCGAUCCCCCAAAGCUCCACUUUGACUUGUCCUACCCCAUGUUCCAGAAGCUCGCCCAGCCCGUCGGCGGUGUCAUCCCCAUCAAGUACAAAAGAGUUGCCUGCGCCAAGUCCGGAGGAGUCCGAUUCACCAUCCACGGCAACCCCUACUUCAACUACAUUCUGGUGCACAACGUCGCAGGUGCAGGAGAUGUGUCGGCGCUGGCGAUCAAGGGCGAGAAGACCGGGUGGUACUACAUGAGCCAGAACUGGGGGCAAUUCUGGUCGGCCAGCGCGAAUGUCGUGGGUCAGGCAUUGUCGUUCAAGAUUACGCUAGGGAAUGGUGUUUCCACGGAAUUCUCGAACGUGGCGCCCAAGGACUGGAAAUUCGGCCAGACCUUCGAAGCGGACAACAAUUUUAAAUAGCAACCCUGAGGGCUUGUACUCAAGCCCACGAGGUGGUGUGAAAUCUCUUCAUAGUGUACUACACCGUGCCCGAACAUAAAAUUGGUUCGAGGCCAGAACAAUUUUCAAAUUAUUUGGAUUCUAUCGCCGCAAUUCAGCAAAAUGUGCCGCUCGUAGAAAGGAGGAGGCGUGUACAGACACAGUGUGAACACACAGCGCCCACUUUCUGCAGGAUGUGCUGUUAAUUACCGUACCCAGGGGGCUUUGUGGAGUAGAAUGGGAGGGGGAGGGGGCCGGAGAGGGCCGAAGGGCAGCAGUGAGGAUUGUUGAUCGUGGGGAUCUUGUGGUGUUAGCGAGAUUGUGCCACCCGCCCCACGAGCAUGUUGAAUGUUUGGAUUUUACACCUGAGUGGGCUUGUGUACACUCGGACCUGGUUACGUGAUUUGAGUAAACUCGUCUCUUCAUCAUGUGAGACACAAUUGA
Molecule: messenger RNA, 1576 nt
Organism: Marchantia polymorpha subsp. ruderalis
Lineage: Eukaryota; Viridiplantae; Streptophyta; Marchantiopsida; Marchantiales; Marchantiaceae
Source: the annotation of a GenBank genome assembly